AUGAUAUGCCCUGAUACCCAAGCCCUAGGCCUGCAGGAGGAGCCCUCUGAAGCUAUUGACCCCAUAUCACUAACUCCCCUGGUCCUGCCAACUGUGGUUUUCUUCAGCACAGUAAUGUCUAUGCUUUACCACAUUGGAUUCAUGCAGUGGCUCGUUGGAAAGGUUGGUUGGAUAAUGCAGAUUUUCAUGGGGACAACUCCUGUUGAGUCUCUGGUAGCUGCGGGUAACAUAUUUGUGGGACAGACAGAGUCUCCUCUCCUGGUACGGCCCUACUUACCAUACAUCACCAAAUCUGAACUCCAUGCAGUCAUGACAGCUGGGUUCUCAACAAUUGCUGGAAGUGUCUUAGGAGCAUAUAUUUCUUUUGGGGUUUCGGCUUCUCACCUACUGACUGCCUCUGUCAUGUCAGCACCAGCAUCGUUAGCCACCUCCAAACUAUUCUGGCCUGAAACAGAAAAGCCUACAGUAACUCUGAAGAGUGACUUACAAAUGGCAAAAGGUGAAUCAAAGAACCUGCUGGAAGCAGCCAGUCAAGGUGCCUCUACCUCCAUCCUGCUGGUGGCGAACAUCACCGUGAAUCUCAUUUCUUUCCUUGCCCUGCUGGCUUUCCUUGACUCUGCCCUUUCUUGGGUGGGCAGUAUGUUUGACUAUCCACAACUGAACUUUGAGAACAUUUGUGCAUAUGUCUUCAUGCCAUUCUCUUUCAUGAUGGGGGUAGACUGGGAAGACAGUUUUAUUGUCGGUGGACUACUAGGUUACAAAACUUUCUUCAAUGAAUUUUUGGCUUAUGAGCGACUCUCAGAACUGAUUCACAACCGAGAAAAGGGUGGGAGCAUGUACGUUAAUGGUGUGAAACAGUACAUGACUGUUCGCUCUGAAGUCAUUGCUACCUAUGCUCUUUGUGGGUUUGCCAACUUUGGCUCCCUGGGACUGGUCAUAGGAGGCCUGACAAGCAUUGCACCUUCAAAGAAAAAGGAAAUAGCUGGUGGUGCUUUCAGAGCGAUGAUUGCCGGAACAGUCGCCUGCUUCAUGACAGCCUGUGUUGCAG
This is a messenger RNA of Eurypyga helias (sunbittern), 1048 nucleotides long. RefSeq names its product solute carrier family 28 member 3-like. Lineage: Eukaryota; Metazoa; Chordata; Aves; Eurypygiformes; Eurypygidae. The annotation marks the transcript as partial. The record is from RefSeq and is a predicted model, not a curated record. The transcript is spliced from 9 exons. Gene Ontology annotation, biological process: pyrimidine nucleoside transport; purine nucleoside transmembrane transport. Gene Ontology annotation, cellular component: membrane. Gene Ontology annotation, molecular function: purine-specific nucleoside:sodium symporter activity; pyrimidine- and adenosine-specific:sodium symporter activity.